Messenger RNA from Komagataella phaffii GS115, 2814 nucleotides. RefSeq names its product U3 small nucleolar RNA-associated protein. The transcript has a single exon. Gene Ontology annotation, cellular component: Pwp2p-containing subcomplex of 90S preribosome; small-subunit processome. The coding region runs from base 1 to 2814 and encodes 937 amino acids. The record is from RefSeq and is a predicted model, not a curated record. NCBI's taxonomy places the organism in Eukaryota, Fungi, Ascomycota, Pichiomycetes, Pichiales, Pichiaceae. Gene Ontology annotation, molecular function: protein binding. Gene Ontology annotation, biological process: rRNA processing.
AUGCCUGUACCUGUGAAUUCAUCAUUGAAGAAAAGAAAAUCGGAGAGGAAAGCUGAGGCUGUGCGGCCAUCUAAGAUUUUCUCUCCCUUUCGUGUCUUGGGAAAGGUUUCCAAUGAGAUUCCUUUCGCCAUAGGUACCUUGGGCCAUACCUUUUACAUUGUUACCAGUGUGGACAGGGCUUUCCAGAUCUACGAUGCGAACACUCUGCAUCUUCUGUUUGUUUCAAACACCCAAACUCCUUCCAAAAUCAACGCCUUAGCGGCACAUUUCCACUACGUUUAUGCUGCAUGGGAUAACAAAAUUGGUAUUUAUAGACGAGGAAUCCUAGAACAUGUUCUUUCUUGUGAAACAGAAAAUUUUAUUCAGCAGAUUCUUGUGUUUGGUGACUUUGUUAUCUGUACCACUUUUACUAGCAACGAAAUAUUUGUAUUUAAGAAGAAGGAUUCCAAAGAUUCUUAUGCUACUGAAUUCUACACUAGAUUGAGUGUAAACUCUUUACAGGGAAAAAUAGUUGGAAUAGUUCAUCCGGCUACUUAUUUGAACAAAAUCGUCGUGGCUACUACCAACAGUUUAUUGGUUUUCAAUAUCAAAACAGGAAAGUUACUUUUCACUUCCAGUGAUUUCAAUGAGUUCAACAUCACCAGUAUUGAAACGGUUCCAGUGUUAGAUUUGAUAGCCUUUGGUACAAGCGAUGGACAGGUUGUUUUAUAUAACAUCAAAAAGGGAAAGAGAUUCAGAAAGAUUAGAACAGGCAUUAUCUCCAAAGUUACAUCUGUAUCUUUUAGGACAGAUGGUGCUCCUCAUUUUGUAGCCAGUUUUGUCAAUGGAGACCUUUUCUUCUAUGACUUGGAGCACAAAGCUAGAGUACACAUCCUUCAAACUGUUCAUAAAGAAGACCAUGGAGGUGUAUCAAAAGCGGCUUUUCUGAACGGACAACCAAUAUUUGUGACAAACGGUGGAGACAACAUGUUGAAAGAAUACGCAUUUGAUCCUAAUCUAUCUACUACCAACUCUAGUAUAGUUCCUGCUCCGCAUUAUUUGAGAUCUAGAGGUGGACAUUCUGCUCCCCCCACAACAGUUCAAUUUGCAGACCCAAACUCUCAUUUUAUGUUGUCUGCAUCAAAAGACCGUUCACUGUGGAUGUUCUCCCUAAGAAAAGAUGCUCAAGCUCAGGAAAUGUCCCAAAGACCCCCAAAGAAAUCCGCAAAUAAUAAAAGAAUUGGUGUUAUACCCUCUAUGAAAGAUAAGCUGCCCGAGAUUGUGUGUCUAGCACAAUCCAAUAGCAAGGAGGGUGACUGGGAAAAUACCAUCACAGGACAUGCUGGUGAGACCAUAGCUAGAACUUGGGACACUUACAAUAGGAGACUUGGAAGGUGGGAUUUGCCGACUACUGAUGGUGGUCAAGUGAAGAGUGUAGCCAUUUCAGCUUGUGGAAACUUUGGAUUUGUUGGGUCCAGUUCUGGUGGCAUUGGUGUUUACAACAUGCAGAGUGGAAUUCAAAGAAAACUUUACCGUCUCCAUAAGAAGGCAGUUACCGGUGUUGCUGUUGAUUCGAUGAACAGAAAAAUGGUAAGUUGCGGCUUAGAUGGUAUUGUUGGUUUUUAUGACUUUAACGAAUCAAAAUAUUUGGGAAAACUGCAACUUGAUGCGCCAAUUACCCAAUUAGUUUACCAUCAUAGCUCAGAUCUGGUGGCAUUAGUAUUAGACGAUUUAUCCAUUGUUGUCGUUGACUCGGUUACCCAAAAAGUUGUUCGUGUUCUUCUUGGACAUACAAACAGAAUCACCGCAUUGGACUUUACACCAAACGGCAGGUGGAUAAUCAGUUCUGCUUUAGACAACACCAUCAGGACAUGGGAUCUUCCAACUGGAUCUUGUAUUGAUGGUAUUUUUGUGCCAUCUACAGUGACAUCCUUGAAAAUGUCUCCCACAGGAGACACACUUGCAACCACUCAUGUCAAUAGUGUAGGUAUCGCUUUGUGGACCAACAGAGCCAUGUUCCAUGCUGUAUCUAGUAGACACGUUGAAGAAAGCGAGUUCUCUAAAAUCAUGCUGCCCAACACGACCAAUGAUACACAGACCACCAUCAUUGAAGGUGCAUUUGAUGAGAACACCGUUGAUGAUAAUGAAAUCACUGGUGUCUAUAAUACAGUGGACCAAAUUAAUGAAAAACUGGUGACCCUUGGUAUCGGUCCCCGUUCAAAGUUCAACACUCUGUUGCAUUUGGAUGUUAUCAAACAGAGAAAUAAGCCAACUGAAGCUCCAAAAAAACCUGAGAAUGUUCCAUUCUUUUUAGAGUUAAAGGGUGAAAAAGUGGGUGACAGAGCAAUUGAAUCAGAAGGUAAAUUGGAUCCUAAUGGCACUGCAACUCAAGAAUCGGGCACUGAAGCACAGUCCCAACUGAAUUCCCUUAGAGGUGAUAACAGAAUGACUUUUGAGAAUGAAUUUACCAAGAAUUUGAGAUUGAGUUCGGAAACCAAAGAAUACGCGGAGUUCCUCAAGUAUGUUCACAGCUUAUCCCCUAGUCAAGUCGAUCUAGAAAUUCGGUCAUUGGACAUCACAGAAUCAGUUAAAGAGGUAUCGUGCUUCAUAGAAGCUCUGACUCAAGGAUUAGAGAAUAAUGAUAAUUUUGACUUAAUUCAAGCCUAUAUGUCUAUGUUGAUGAAGUGCCACGGAGAUAUUAUAUUUGAUAGUUCUGACGAGGAGCUGAAAACUGCCCUGAGAGGUUGGGAGAGUAUCAACGAAUCUAAAAAGGCCAAUAUGGAUAGCUUGGUCAAAUACUGUUCAGGAGUGAUAAAUUUUUUUCAUACUGUUUAG